CUAACUCUAAAGCGCUCGAGAGAGAGAGAGAGAGAGAGAGAGAGAGAGAGAGAGAGAGAGUUGAUGAUGUGCUUUUGUUUCUUCACUCGUUGUGUUCAGUGAAGUGAGCUGAAAGGUGUUUGGAGGAUUUACACUGAAUUCCACACAUGAAGUCUCUGUCCUACACCAGCAGCAUGGACUCCACGAGAAAGGACAGUUUCCUGUGGGGGAAAGCUCCAUCAGGUUUCAGUCAGAAGGAGAAGAAGCCGACAGAACCCAUCACAAUGCAGAAGAACAACAUCCUCGAUGAUAUCCAGAAACUCCGGCUGGAGAUCGAGAACGUUAUGAGUGAGAUCCACACCAUGGAGUCCAACGAGGAGAAUAAGAACAUCGUCAUGAGCAGAAUGUUCCUCUGUGGCAAGAAGAAGUUCAACAUGGACCCCGUGAAGGGGAUUCAAUACCUGUUAGAUAAUGAUCUGUUGGAUGAAACUCCAGAAGUAGUGGCUGAGUUUCUGUAUAAAGAGGACGGACUCAACAAAACAGCCAUCGGGAACUUCCUCGGAGAAAGGCAGGAGUUCCACCUGCAGAUCCUGAAAGCCUUCGUAGAUCUUCACGAGUUCUCGGACCUGAACCUGGUGCAGGCUUUGAGGCAGUUUUUGUGGAGUUUUCGUCUCCCGGGUGAGGCUCAGAAGAUCGAUCGCAUGAUGGAGGCAUUCGCUCAGAGAUACUGCACCUGCAACAACGGUGUCUUCCAGUCCACAGACUCGUGUUAUAUUCUGUCCUUCGCCAUCAUCAUGCUGAACACCAGCCUGCACAACCCCAACGUCAAGGAGAAAACCACUCUGGAGGGCUUCAUCAGCAUGAACCGAGGAAUUGACCAUGGAGGAGAUCUUCCUAGUGACCUUCUGACGAAACUGUACGAGAGCAUCAGCAGUGAACCGUUUAAGAUCCCAGUGGAUGAUGGGAACGAUCUCACACACACCUUCUUUAACCCUGACCGAGAGGGAUGGCUGCUCAAAGAGGGGGGCAGAGUGAAGACCUGGAAGAGGAGGUGGUUUAUUCUGACGGACAGCUGCCUCUAUUACUUCCAGUACACCACUGACAAAGAACCUAAAGGGAUCAUUCCUCUGGAGAACCUGAGCAUCAGAGAGGUGGAUGAUCCUCAUAAACAGUUCUGCUUCGAGCUAUUUAUGCCUCACAGUAAAGGACAGAAGAUAAAGGCGUGUAAAACAGAUCCGGACGGAAAAGUGGUGGUGGGGAAACACAGCGCGUACAAGAUCAAGGCUUCUUCUGCUGAGGAGAGAGACGACUGGGUUCAGGCUAUCAGGGCCUGUAUCACUAAAGAUCCGUUCUAUGAUCUGGUGUCUGCUCGCAAAAAGAAAAUCAUCAACAACAACAACAACUCAGAGUAAAUUACACAGGAGGGGUUUAUUUGUUAAUUUAUUCCUGAUUCUGGUAUAUUUCAGACUCUGAUCAUUUACUGAGUCUCAGGAGAUGCUGAAAGUCUGAGUUAAAGUGAAGCAGCCAUACUGACACUCUCUCUCUCUCUCUGUCUCUCUCUCUCUCUCUCUCUGUCUCUCUCUCUCUCUCCUGUAUAUAAGCAUUAACUAUGAAUAUGUGGGUGGAGUUAGUCUGUGGGCGGGGUCUAGUUCACUGUGUUGUGUGUUAUAAAAGGCUGUAGAAUGUAAUGUAAAUGUUUAUUAUCUAAUCCAGGUUCUGAAGCUGUCACUGUAGAUACACGUUCUUGGGUUUGUGGGUGAUGUGGGAUGUUUUUCUCUGCUGUAAAAACUUAUUUGUUUUGAUUAUUAGAUUUGAUUUGAUUAUAAGACUCAAUUUGUUGUGGUGUAAUGAAGUGUUUUCCGCAAACAGGAAGUCGUUUAUUCCUCUUACACCACAACAAUUUCCCCAAUUUCUUUUUAUUAAAGAACAUCAUAUUUUUAAUUAUUAUAUUUCAUAAUUCAUUCAUCUAUAGUUACAUUAAAUGUCUUUGAAGUGAGUUACUUCCUGUUGUCACUUCUGUAAUAGCAGCUAUAAACACUCGCUCCCUCAGCAGCCUCGCUUUAUUCUCACUCAAUAAAACAAAAAAAGUUUUGCAGUUUGUCGUGAAUCAAAGCAAAGAAGCGUAAACUCCUCUGUCCUGAAGAUGCUGGGAGAAGUAAAGUAAAGGAGCUGUUGCUAUGGAAACGAUAUCAAUGUGAGUGCAUUAUAUAUAAACCUGUGCUACUCUUCUAGAGAAUUAAUCAACACCUCCUAUCAGCUCUGUGGUUUAGGUUUAUUCAUGGUCUUUAAAUGUACAACAUGAUGUAUGAAAUGUGAAAUGAAGGCACCUUUGGCACUGACACAUUUUAAAGAUGUACAGUUUGAAAAAAUGAUGUAUAUAGA
Hemibagrus wyckioides is the source of this 2361-nucleotide messenger RNA. RefSeq names its product cytohesin 4a (gene cyth4a). The transcript has 14 exons. Gene Ontology annotation, molecular function: guanyl-nucleotide exchange factor activity. The coding region runs from base 147 to 1391 and encodes 414 amino acids. The record is from RefSeq and is a predicted model, not a curated record. Gene Ontology annotation, biological process: regulation of ARF protein signal transduction. Lineage: Eukaryota; Metazoa; Chordata; Actinopteri; Siluriformes; Bagridae.